UUCUUUCUAUUUUAUUCUUAUUUAAUUAUUUUUAUUAUUUUCGCAACAAUUUCUAAUUCGGUAUUUUUAACCGUCUUUCCGCCUCGCCCGCCCGUUUCGGGUUUGUGGCGGAUUGUGCUUCGGUGUAACGAUUUGUUCCGACGACAUCUCUAUUUUUUUACUUGUCGUUUUUUUUUUUGUCUUGUUUUCGUGAUGUCGCUUUCUCGCCGGUCAUAAUUGAGUAUCAAGUUGAUAUUUUUACUCGUUUGUCUGUCACCGAGAAGGGAGGGAGGGAUGUAUGUAUCUUCUCACAUGUGCACUCUACGCCACUUCACGCGCAACAUACAUACAUAUCGCAUACGAAGGGCCAGCGCCCCGGUACUCGAGGGCGCGGGAUCAUGAGGGAUGGGGUUUUUACCGUUCUGGCCCCUCUACCCUUUUUUUUCUUGUUACUCCUUUCUGUCGCCGAACAUGCCGCCUUCUUGCUCUUUUUAGGUAUUAGAAUGCGAUAGAUACCCUAAACGGCACCCGGGCGGACGGACACGCAGGUGGAUUACUAAGUGAGGUAGUAUAUACACCACGCAGGAAUAGUAUAUCGAGUGGCGUAGUCUCGGUAUGUCUCCCUGUUGGAUGCGUGUCACGUAAACGAAGUUGGAAAGUAGUGCUCGCCUAUGUCGACAUUAUUGCGAACGCCCAUCAUCCAUCCUUCUUACCUACAUACACUACUACCCCCUUCCCGUCUUGUCAUGAGAAUCCCGUAUUAGGGCAUGCCCGUGACCGCGACGCCCGUAGGUUCCGAAGCAGAAAAUAGGCAAACGAACAAACAUAGUAACGUGUUUACGACAGUGGCUGCUACCUACAGGGCGCAUUCCGGUUUUUUCGUAGUUGGCUAUGUUCUUUUAUGCAUGUGGUAUGCGAUAUAUGGGUUAGGUCUAGGUAGAAACCUUUCGUCAGUUGGUCUUAUUCCCUGUCUAGUUGCGUAUUAUCUGCUUUGCCGUACACGGGCAUUAAAGGAGGAACGAUCCCGGAAUCGGUCAUCCUUCGCUAUCCCCACCAAUAUUCCCUUCCUUUCCUUACCGAUGGCCGCUUAAAUCCGCCCCGUUCAAGUAGGCGAAAGGAGGGGAGGCAGGCAGCCGCGCUGCAGAUUUUCUGUGGUGUCGAUCGAUAUAUCUCGUUUUAUGUCGUGUGAACGGCGACUUGCAGGACGAGGUGUAGUUACCUUCAGAUGCAAUGUGCCACCAUGAACUGCAGGAUUGCAUAUAGAUAGGGCUGGCUUGGCUAGGCUUCGUUUUCGGUAGGCGCGCCGCAUGGGUUCUCUGCAACUACCUAGCAGCGUACCUGCACGAUGGGGGAGCACAAGGCACGUAAUGCAAGCAAUGCAGCACACCGAACCCCUACGGCCAGAUUCGUUCAGCGCCCCGAAGACGGCGCGAGCUUAUUCAUCCUGGCUGAACCGCACCCUGUGGCUGAAAAGGGAACAAGACCGUUCCCUGAUCGGCAUUGGGGCUCGGGAAGAGGCUAACACUACGGGGUGAGGCUGACUUGGGAUCGUCUGUUUGCUGAUAGCGACGUCGUGUAACGAUAUCGCUUCACUUUAGAACGAAUCUGAUCUGAUACGCCGUAUAUAGAAAGAUAGUAAGGUGUUACAACUACAUUGUACGACUCUC
Messenger RNA from Hypoxylon trugodes, 1646 nucleotides. RefSeq lists its product as uncharacterized. The coding region runs from base 747 to 1070 and encodes 107 amino acids. The transcript has a single exon. The record is from RefSeq and is a predicted model, not a curated record. NCBI's taxonomy places the organism in Eukaryota, Fungi, Ascomycota, Sordariomycetes, Xylariales, Hypoxylaceae.